Messenger RNA from Prosopis cineraria, 3465 nucleotides. RefSeq names its product respiratory burst oxidase homolog protein A-like. The coding region runs from base 486 to 3014 and encodes 842 amino acids. NCBI's taxonomy places the organism in Eukaryota, Viridiplantae, Streptophyta, Magnoliopsida, Fabales, Fabaceae. Gene Ontology annotation, molecular function: calcium ion binding; peroxidase activity; NAD(P)H oxidase H2O2-forming activity. The record is from RefSeq and is a predicted model, not a curated record. Gene Ontology annotation, cellular component: plasma membrane. The transcript is spliced from 14 exons.
AGCCUCUCCAUAUUCUUUGUUUACUUGCCCUCUUCCUAUUUGCUUCCCCACCCUCUCCUGUUCUCUUCACUCCCUCAACUAAACCUCCUUCCCUGUCCCUCUCUCUACACGCUUCUUCUUUCUCAACCAAACCCACAUUUGGUUUAUCCUUGUUUAGAUUUAACCAUCAAUCUUGUCCUUUUUCUUUCCCUGGCUCAACCACUCAGUUCCACAGAAACUUCUAUAUCAUAUUAACAUUAUAGCAAACCAAAAGCCAAAAGGAAAAACAAACCAAACAUACUAACUCUGGCUUUUGCUUUCUCUCUCCUUCUUCUGCCGGACCUGGAAUGCAGCUCGGAUAAAAGCACAAGGAGUUGUUAAAAAUAUUCCAUUCAUCUUCUUUCCCUGGUAUAGCAAUGAAAAUACGCCGCGACGAUUCACAUUUUUCGCUAGAAGAAGCAAUCGGAUUGUAACUUCAGCAGAGGGAUUUGAAAAGCUCCUCAUCUAUGGACUUAGAGUUGCGGAAUACACACGACCGCUCUCUCAUUGCUCUUCUGAGAUCAUCGCCGUCUAUGGAUAGGAGCUUAGAGCUGCGAAAUACACACGAACGGUCCCUCAUUGCUCUUCUGAGAUCAUCACCGUCUUCUACUUCUUCGUCGUCGUCGUCAUCUUCUUCUUAUUCUUCCUGGACUCCGGGUGAAGACGCCAUUCUUCCUCAUUCUUCUCCGCCGGUUCGAACCGGAUCCGAGGCUUUGCGGCAGGAACUGGACCGGCCUAUGAUUGCGGAGAAUGAAGCCAUUCGAGGCAUGGGAUUGGGAUUUAGACUCGUCAGUUUUGUGGGUCACGGCGGACUGGAGUGGAAGGACGUGGAGCGGCGGUUCGACCAGAUCGCCUCCCGGACCCUUAACGGCAGCGAACCGGUGGUGAAAUGGUCGGGGUUUGGGUUUUGCAUCGGGAUGCAGCAAUCGCUAGAGUUUGCCAAUGAGUUGCUGAGGGCUCUACGUGGAGGACGAGACUGGAAAAUUGACGUCACCAAAAGUGAUAUACGAAGAUUCUGGCUUCGGAUGAAGGAUGAAUCUUUUGACUCUAGAAUGAGGAUCUUCUUUGACAUGUGUGACAGAAACAUGGAUGGAAGAAUUACUGAGACGGAUAUAAAGCAGACAAUCUUACUGAGUGCCUUUACAAACAAGCUAUCCGUGACCCAAGAAGAAGCAAAUGAUUAUGCUGCUAUGAUCAUGGACUUGCUUGAUAACAAAAGCAGAGGCUACAUUGAGGUAACUCAAAUGGGGCGUCUCUUCAAAACAAGACCACCAAAUUCUUCUUUUUCUGCUUCUCCAGCUACACAAUUGCCAGUAGUUACAAAUAGUGGCGUCCUAAAUGGGGAGCUUCGUGAAGAACAAGAGCUAAUGUCAAGGGGUGAAGUGUUGUUUAGAACAUAUUGGAGACGGGCUUGGAUUGUUCUUCUUUGGGUGAUUGCCUGUUGUGUGUUAUUUUAUUGGAAGUUUGUUCAAUACCGCGAAAGAUCUGCAUUUGAAGUGAUGGGUUAUUGUCUUUCGACGGCCAAGGGAGCUGCCGAGACCUUAAAACUCAACAUGGCACUGAUUCUCCUUCCUGUUUGUAGAAAUACAAUCACGUGGCUCCGCAAACACCCUUGUAUCAACUCCGCCGUCCCCUUUAACGACAACAUUAACUUCCACAAGCUGAUUGCAGGAGGAAUAAUGGUGGGUGUGAUCCUACACGGUGGUACGCAUCUAGCUUGUGAUUUUCCACGGAUCAGUGGCGCUGAUAAAACAUUGUUCAAGCAAACCAUAGCCGUCAGAUUCGGUUACCAUCAACCAAAUUACUUGGAAAUUUUGACCACGAUAGAGGUGGCAAGUGGGAUUGCCAUGGUGGUGCUGAUGGCCAUUGCAUUUGUAUUGGCAACAAAGUGGCCACGACGUCGUUCUGCUAGGCUGCCCUUGUCUCUACGAAAGGUCACAGGAUACAAUACCUUUUGGUACUCACACCACUUGUUCAUCCUCGUGUAUGCCCUCCUGAUUGUACACUCCAUGUUCUUGUUCCUGACCGACAAAUGGCUGGAGAAAACGACAUGGAUGUACGUUGCUUUUCCAGUUUUAUUAUACAUUGGAGAGAGGAUCUUUCGGGUCAUAAGAUCAGGAUUUUAUGAAGUUGAUAUUUUGAAGGCGAAUCUCUAUCCUGGAAAAGUUCUGUUUCUCAAAAUGCAAAAGCCAGAAGGUUUUAAGUACCAAAGUGGCAUGUACAUAUUCCUUCAGUGCCCUCAAAUCUCACCUUUUGAAUGGCACCCAUUUUCCUUGACUUCAGGACCACAAGAUGACUACCUAAGUGUGCACAUCAGAACUCUUGGAGACUGGAGCUACCAAAUUCAUGCUCUUUUUCAGGAGGCUGGACUAUCAAGAGGACAUAGUUGUCCAAAACUGUACAUAGAUGGUCCUUAUGGUGCUGCAGCACAAGACCAUGUGAAGUAUGAUAUUGUGGUGUUAAUUGGGCUUGGGAUUGGAGCCACCCCAUUCAUUAGCAUCCUCAAAGAUGUACUUAGUGGUGACCAAGCACCUCCAAUUGAUCAUAGCGGUCUCAGAGAAUGCAGCUUAGGAAAGAAGCCACUAAAAGCAUACUUCUAUUGGAUUACAAGAGAACAAAGCUCCUUUGAUUGGUUUCGAGAUGUUAUGAAGGAAAUCUCAAAUUCAAACAAAAAGGAGCCUGUUGCGGAGAUGCACAAUUUCUUGACGAAUGUAUAUAAAGAGGGCGAUGUACGUUCAGCUUUGAUAAGCAUAAUUCAGUCCUUGCAUCAUUCCAAGAAUGGUAUUGAUGUUGUCUCUAACACUCCGAUUCGCACGCAUUUUGCUAGACCAAAUUGGUUCGCCAUAUUUUCCAGGUUGGCUCGCAAGCAUAGUGGUGCUAAAAUUGGGGUCUUCUACUGUGGCCCAUCAAAUUUGGCAAGAGAUUUGAAGAGGCUGUGCACCGAAUUUUCCGUCAAAACUACAACUAGAUUUGUUUUUCACAAGGAAAAUUAUUAAGAUUUAUACCUAACACGUGUUGAUGUGUCAGUUAUGCCAGUUCCAUAACUAAGAAGGCAAAGCCGCUUCCAAGAUCCAUUGCAUAGUAGAAAGCAUAAAUGCUUCUACAAAAGCUUAUCCUUUUAUAUCGUCAGAGCAGCUGUAACUACAUAUAUAUUGCUCUGGUGUAUCUGUCAUAAGCCAACUUCAAGAACUGAUUCAAUACAAUACUAAAAAGAAAGAAUAUAAAUGAAUAAGAGGUCCUCUCGAUUGAUCAUUGCAAAAUGCAAACUGCAAACUGCGAUAGUAUGAAUUGUGUUUCCUGUACAUUUGCUUGGGAAUUGAUGCACAUCCUUCAGCAAAAUUCUCUGAAUAUCUCUCUCAUCUCAUUUCAACCAAAUAGGCUAUGAUGCAGAUUACAUGGAUUUGCUUUAUAUAGAAUGAGGUUAUCUAACGGAGGAGGAGGAAUUAA